AAAAAAUAAACAAGAAAACCACAGUCCCUCUCAUUUCCCCCCUCACUCUCUCUCUCUCUGUCUCUCCCACUCUCUCUCUACAACUGUGUUUCUUCUCCCUCCGAAAUUCCAAAAUUGCUCCCCAUUUCCCCACACCCAAACCCGUAAAGACUCUACAUUUGAAUUCCCCAAUGGUUGAUCUCUCGAUCCAGUUCAAUUUCGGUUGACAAGGACAGAGUUUUCACCUAUCUGGACUCCUUGACUCACUGAGUCGGUAAGAAAAGCUUGAAAUGCUUGAAGCGGCGGUCGAGAGCACGGUGGUGGUGAAUGGCGGGUACGCGCAGUUGCAGCAGCAGAGCUGCGGCGGCGGCGACAGCAGCGAAGAAGAGCUCUCUGUCCUGCCACGUCACACUAAGGUCGUUGUGACCGGUAAUAAUCGGACUAAGUCGGUGCUGGUUGGGCUCCAGGGCGUGGUGAAGAAAGCUGUUGGGCUCGGCGGGUGGCAUUGGCUGGUCCUCACAAAUGGCAUAGAGGUAAAGCUACAAAGGAAUGCUCUUAGUGUGCUCGAAGCUCCUACUGGUAAUGAGGAAGACGACGACCUCGAAUUUGAAAACGUGCAGUGGAAUGGAUCAGAUUUGGCAUCCGAUGACACGCAAAAAUCUCAUAGGUCGCGACAUCGCACACACAAAUCCUCUGGUUCAUCCCACAAGACUAUGAGCAGGUCCCUCUCUUGUGACUCGCAAUCAAAAGGAUCCGUUACUACUCCUCGGGGGUCCACGGUUGACUUAAGCAAGCUGGAGAUGGCUGCAUUGUGGAGAUAUUGGCGACACUUCAAUCUUGUGGAUGCCAUCCCUAACCCAUCUAAAGAACAACUAAUUGAUGUUGUCCAGAGGCAUUUCAUGUCACAGCAACUGGAUGAAUUGCAGGUCAUUGUCGGGUUUGUGAAAGCCGCGAAGAGACUAAAGACUCCGUGCAAAUAAACCUCGAGAGAUAAGUGAGAGGUACCGGAAGAGAGAUCUUGAAUUUCUUGUUGACGCGCUAACAGAUGGUAGUUCCUAAAAUGCCCCCGCAUUCCCUCUGCAGUGAUAAUUGUAAAAUAUGUUUAUCCCUGGCUUGUUUGCGUCUUUUGUUGUGGCUAGCAGUACUCCUUUUAAGUUAUAGAGAGGUUCUCACUUCUUGGUUAGUAGCUGUAGUUGUGUAGAUAUGAUGUAAAACUGGUGAAGACUUGUGACUUUCUAAGCUUGGUUGAAUGUAUUGCUGCAAUUGGGGAA
Molecule: messenger RNA, 1250 nt
Organism: Rhododendron vialii
Lineage: Eukaryota; Viridiplantae; Streptophyta; Magnoliopsida; Ericales; Ericaceae
Exons: 6
Coding region: 270-959 (229 amino acids)
Biological process (GO): regulation of DNA-templated transcription
Cellular component (GO): histone deacetylase complex
Molecular function (GO): transcription coregulator activity; protein binding
Source: RefSeq, a predicted model, not a curated record